AUGAUCACCGCCAUCUUCGCACUCUUUUUCGUAUUGUCGCUUCCGAAAACUCUCGAGACGUGUAGCUGCAUGGAUUUCCCGACGGAAAAGGACGGAUAUUGCGCCACCGCGUGGAGUGAGUCUACCGUGUAAUUGUGGUGAAGUAAAUGGAAAAAAACCUUUAAAGUUUCCAAAGUGAAAGUGGUUUCGAAAGAGACCGACGGACUCGGGCUCAUGAUGUCAUAUCGGCUGGAGCACUUGGAUGUCAUCAAGGUUUGAACAGCAACAAAAAAGGUUUAGAGCAGAAAUGGAGUUUAGGCUCCGGAAAAUGUAACACUGCCAGAAGUGAUGAAUACGGCGACGCAAGAAAGUGCGUGCGGGCAAACUUCCUUCAAAGUCGGCAAGGAGUACAUAUUUGGAGGUGAAUUUGGACAUGAUCAGAGCAUUUUUAGAACUCGUUAAUUUCAGGUUCGGCAGCCAACAACGCCUCUCUUCUGAUUACUUUCUGUGAUUGGCGAGUGCCUCUGAAAUACAUAGACGAGCCGAAGUUGGAGUUGAAACCCGAGUGGACAAAGUUUGUGGACUCUGUGGGAACGUGUCCAACGCACUCCGUCUAG
Caenorhabditis sp. 36 PRJEB53466 is the source of this 596-nucleotide messenger RNA. Lineage: Eukaryota; Metazoa; Nematoda; Chromadorea; Rhabditida; Rhabditidae. The record is from the annotation of a GenBank genome assembly.